UGUGACUCCGUCCACUCGCCUGGCGGCCGUCACCCUGAGCUGGAGAGGAUGAAGGCGUCCAUGGUGCUCUCCCUCAUCGGGUACCUGGUGGUUCCAAGUGGCGCUGCAGUCUUGGGGCGCUGCGUGGUGGCUAAGAAGCUCCACGAAGGAGGCCUGAGUGAUUUUGAGGGCUACAGCCUCGAAAACUGGGUGUGCCUGGCUUAUUUUGAGAGCAAGUUCAACCCCACUGCUGCCUACGACAGCUUGCGCGGUGGCUACACCGGCUACGGCCUCUUUCAGAUCCGCAACAGUGACUGGUGUGACCAUGGCAAGAACCGCUGCCACGUGUCCUGCUCUGCUUUACUGAAUCCAAAUUUAAAAGAGACAAUUGAAUGUGCCAAGAAAAUUGUAAAAGGAAAAAGAGGAAUGGGAGCGUGGACCUCCUGGACCCUCAACUGCCAGCACUCCGACACUCUGGAGCGGUGGUUGGACGGAUGCAAGCUGUAGCUACUGGGAAGCCCUCGCUGCACUUGCCGCUGGCAUCUUCCUGGUGAAGAUGCUCUCCUGUUCACUGCCUUCACUCAUCCCGUUGAUUAUCU
This is a messenger RNA of Balaenoptera ricei (Rice's whale), 578 nucleotides long. It is a transcript of the gene LYZL4, whose product is annotated as lysozyme like 4. Gene Ontology annotation, cellular component: acrosomal vesicle; sperm flagellum. The coding region runs from base 49 to 486 and encodes 145 amino acids. NCBI's taxonomy places the organism in Eukaryota, Metazoa, Chordata, Mammalia, Artiodactyla, Balaenopteridae. Gene Ontology annotation, biological process: fusion of sperm to egg plasma membrane involved in single fertilization. The record is from RefSeq and is a predicted model, not a curated record. Gene Ontology annotation, molecular function: lysozyme activity. The transcript has 4 exons.